AUGGAUCGAGUGACCCACGUUAUUGACCCAGACGGGGAAGUUAUAAUAGUUCUACAAAAUCCAAAUGCUCCUUUUGCAGAACUAAGUGAAACUCUGACCAGCGACAAUAUUACGUAUCUACUACUGGGACCAAACGAUGAAAUCCAGAAUCCGGCGUUUGAAGCUUUGAGAGGCGAGCCGAUGAAAACGCUCAAAAGGAGGAAGAAGGGGAGGAAGGGAUUUACUUCUGCCUCGCGUGCUGAGCCUACUCCUGAAUGGCCCGCGGCGGAACAACCCGUCGCAGAGCCUGCUGGAGAGCUUAUCGAAGAACCCUCAGAGCCCGCUGCAGAGUCCAUCGACGAACCCUCAGAGCCCGCUGCAGAGCCCAUCGACGAACCCUCAGAGCCCGCUGCAGAGCCCAUCGACGAACCCUCAGAGCCCGCUGAAGAGCCCAUUGAAGAACCCUCAGAGCCCGCUGCAGAACCUGCCGAAGAUCAGGUCACUGAACAGCCUGAGGAACACUGCUACCGCAUCCAAGUUUCCGCGAAGCAUUUAAUACUCGCCUCCUCAGUCUUUAAGAAAAUACUCACUGGUGGUUGGAAAGAAAGCAUUACGUAUUUACAGAAAGGCUCAGUUGAAAUCACUGCAGAUAGCUGGGAUCUUGACGCGCUCCUGAUUAUGCUUCGCAUAAUACAUUGUCAGUCCUACCUAAUUCCGCGGAAGUUGACGCUUGAGAUGCUCGCGAAAGUCGCUGUUUUGGGCGACUACUACGACUGCAGGGAGGCUGUAGUCUUCUUCGCAGACACAUGGAUUAAUGCUCUGGACAACCCUAUUCCCACCACAUACUCGAGAGACUUGAUUCUCUGGCUAUGGGUUGCCUGGUAUUUCCACCUCCCCGCCAACUUUAAAGAAGCCACCUCAACUGCCAUGUCAAUGAGUAACGGCUGGAUUGAUAAUCUCGGGCUUCCAAUUCCCGAUGACGUUAUCAGUAUGGCACAUAAAUCCUCAAAUAUGCUUGACCACUAA
Molecule: messenger RNA, 1005 nt
Organism: Aspergillus calidoustus
Lineage: Eukaryota; Fungi; Ascomycota; Eurotiomycetes; Eurotiales; Aspergillaceae
Source: the annotation of a GenBank genome assembly